Macadamia integrifolia is the source of this 1417-nucleotide messenger RNA. RefSeq lists its product as uncharacterized. Bases 71 to 1153 code for a protein of 360 amino acids. NCBI's taxonomy places the organism in Eukaryota, Viridiplantae, Streptophyta, Magnoliopsida, Proteales, Proteaceae. Gene Ontology annotation, molecular function: nucleotide binding. The record is from RefSeq and is a predicted model, not a curated record. The transcript is spliced from 2 exons.
GUCGUUAUCUAUUCUAUUAUCCCUGAGUCUCAGUCUCAGCUUCCUCUCGUCACUCGGCAGUGUUGCAGACAUGGCCGAAACACCCAUCCGAUUCGGCAUUCUGGGCUGCGCAACAAUAGCGCGUAAGCUGUCGAGAGCCAUAACCCUCUCUCCCAUUUCUUCACUCUACGCCGUCGGCAGCCGUUCCCUCGACAAGGCAAAGAAAUUCGCCGCGGAAAAUGGUUUCCCUCCGUCGGCGAAGAUCUACGGCAGUUACGAAGCCGUACUCGAUGACCCAAAUGUGGACGCUGUGUACAUACCGCUUCCGACGAGCCUGCACUUGAAAUGGGCUGUGUUGGCCGCGGAGAAGAAGAAGCACUUGCUACUUGAGAAGCCCGUGGCAUUAAAUGUGGCAGAGUUUGAUCGGAUCAUCGAGGCCUGUGAGGCUAAUGGUGUACAGUUCAUGGACGGAUCCAUGUGGAUGCACCACCCAAGGACUGCCAAGAUGAAAGAGUUCCUCUCUGAUUCAAAGCGUUUCGGUCAGCUCAAGAUGGUUCACAGCUUCUCUUCCUUUGCUGCUAGUGAUGAUUUUCUGAAGAACGAUAUCCGGGUAAAGCCAGAUCUUGAUAGCCUUGGGGCUCUUGGUGGUUUAGGUUGGUACUGCAUCAGUUCAAUAUUGUGGGCUGCUGACUAUGAACUGCCCAAAACAGUGACUGCCCUUCGUGGACCUGUUCUUAAUGAAGCAGGGGUGAUCUUGGCUUGUGGAUCUUCUUUACAGUGGGAGGAUGGGAAGACAUCAACUUUCCAUUGCUCAUUCCUCUCCAAUUUGACCUUAGAUAUAACCGCGAUUGGAACGAAAGGAACUCUACAUGUCCAUGAUUUUAUUGUACCUCACCAAGAGAGAGCUGCUUCAUUUUCUGCUGCAUCUCAGACUGGCUUCACAGAGCUCGUUUCAGGUUGGGUUCCAUUGCCUUCUCAGCAUGUGGUCACAACAGAUCUCUCUCAGGAAGCUUGCAUGGUGAGGGAGUUCUCUAGGUUGGUGAAACGUAUAAAGGAGAGUGGUUCCAAACCAGAGACUAAGUGGCCUAGCAUCAUCAGGAAGACACAACUGGUUCUAGAUGCAGUCAAGGAAUCCAUUGAGAAAGGUUUCGAGCCAGUCCAGAUUGGGGAUUAAUUUGGAGAUUGAGACUCAAUUCAAUUCCUGGAUCUUUGAAGAUUCAGGAAUUUUUACUAUAUCUUUGAUUCAUGGACCAAAUUUGAUUCAGUAGAUCCCAUCCUCUUUUAUUGUUUGUUGCUUGUCGUCUUUAAAUUUUAAUGGAAAAUCCGAUUGCCGGCAUAUGGUCAGUGCAGCCUGUUGUAAUUUACGUUUCCUUGAUUAGUGACUUAUUAAUUGUACCGCUUCAAUUGAUAUCAAGAAAUAAAUUCAAAAUCAAAGUAA